This is a messenger RNA of Chenopodium quinoa (quinoa), 792 nucleotides long. RefSeq names its product putative nuclease HARBI1. Lineage: Eukaryota; Viridiplantae; Streptophyta; Magnoliopsida; Caryophyllales; Amaranthaceae. Bases 1 to 792 code for a protein of 263 amino acids. The record is from RefSeq and is a predicted model, not a curated record. The transcript has a single exon.
AUGGAAAGAUUGCUACGUAUUGGGGAAGAACGUGGAUUUCCUGGCAUGAUAGGCAGCAUUGAUUGUAUGCACUGGGAGUGGAAGAACUGUCCACACGCAUGGAAGGGGCAGUAUCAAGGAAGAGCAGGAGUUGCAACUCUCGUACUGGAGGCAGUUGUGGACAGAGAUCUAUGGAUAUGGCGUUCGUUCUUUGGGAUGCCAGGUAGCUGCAACGAUAUUAAUGUGCUUCAUCGAUCCCCUGUGUUCGAAGACGUCUUAGAGGGUCGAACACCUGUUGUGAACUUCGUAGUCAAUGGUAAUCAUUAUACGAAUGGGUAUUAUCUUACUGAUGGAAUCUACCCUAGAUGGGCUACUUUUGUGAAAUCCAUUACGAGUCCACAAGCUCGUAAGGAUCGUUUAUUCGCAAAAUACCAGGAAGCUGCAAGGAAAGACGUUGAACGCGCAUUUGGGGUCCUUCAAGCUCGUUUUGCCAUUAUUAAAAAGCCGUCUUUGGCGUGGGAUACCGACAUACUCCACAAUAUCAUGCUCGCCUGCAUCAUAAUACAUAAUAUGAUCGUUGAAGAUGAACGAGAGACGUAUCAAAAUAACGUUAAUACCAAUGAGUUUAUGAAUGCUAGAGGCAACGCUAAUGAGGACACUACCGAGUACCGUACUGAUCGUAUUGUGGAUAUCGGCUUAUACUUGACUCGUAGAACAGAGAUUGAGGAUCAACAGACUCAUUUGCAGCUAAAAAACGACUUGGUCGCACAUAUAUGGAAUAAAUUUGGUAACAACGAGAACUUACGCAACUAG